AUGCGGCAAGCAGGAGAUGCCAUUGCCCCGAUCUUGUGUCAGAGCAGCGCAGGAUUCCUUUCUUCGGCUUCAGGUGCUGCACUGCGACAUCAUCGCGGAGCCCGGGACGGUGCCCAGGGGGAGUGGAAGAGGUUCGCUUGUCUGCGCUGGCUCCUUGCGGAGGCCUUAGGAAGCAAGGGCUGCGGUGGGGAGCCCCGAGCCGCCAGCUGGAGCCGCCUCCGCCAGCAGCGGACAGUGCUGCUUGCCUUUUGCUGUGCUUUGCUGAGGUCUGGUGGAGUUUGCCAAUGCGGCUGCUGCAAGAGACCAAGCCGUGGAGACAGAGACCUCUCCCGCUUGGCAAAGUUGCGCAUCGCGGAGGCGGCGCGAGCCGUGAAUCAGCUGACAGACACCGCAGCUCAGCACGACUGUGCUUUCUGGUACUGCUCUGCAUGCCAGACAAAGUGUCGAUGUGCUAAGGAGAUCAAAGGGCGUGGGGCUCUUAUCAUGCGAGAGAUUUGA
Symbiodinium sp. CCMP2592 is the source of this 498-nucleotide messenger RNA. The record is from the annotation of a GenBank genome assembly. Lineage: Eukaryota; Dinophyceae; Suessiales; Symbiodiniaceae.